GGUCGACCUUCCUCGACGGCCUCGACCUUGCGAGAGGGAACUAAUAUGAUCAACCCUUACCCUGACAUCUCGUAUAAGAGAGCAAGUAUACAAGCUACAAGCUAUAAAAGUAGUAUAUGUCACAUCGAUCUGUCGGAUCUCGACACAACUCGCGGAUUUGAUCAAGCGACAACAACGUCAUCGACACAGAGUCAGUGACCGGGAUCUCGGGAGAAUCAAUCAUGACUGGGAACGGAAUUAGCGAGGACAGUCUAUCAUUUGGAUCGGAUCGAGCGCGUGAGGCUCUGGCCUAUCUGGAGGAGAUGAUCACCGGUGCCAUGGUUCAGAUGCUGAAGGAGCAGCAAAAGGUCAAUCGAUUGCUGUUGCGGUCAACAGAGUCUGACGGUACUGGAGAACAUCAAACGGCGGAGACUUCUGCUCAAAUACGCUUAGAUAUAUAUGACCGUGGUAAAGGGACCGAAAAAGACAUCAAAUUUCCACAAGCUUCUUCGAAUCCAUACUCUACGCGCUCUUCGGCCUUGUCCUUAGCUCGUUACAUGCGAAUAGUAGAGAUUUUACAUGAAACCUUGACAGAAGAUGCUUCGAUCACGAAGAGAGACGUCUUCUAUCGCGAUGUUCACCUGUUCUCCAGGCAAGCGAUUAGCGAUGAAAUUCUGGAUACGAUCGUUGCAUCCGCUGGCUUGUGUCGCAACGACUUCAGGCUCUCCGCCGCUGCGAAGGGUCUUCUUUACUGCCCCAUCGCCAAGGUGUUUGUCACGGGAGACGAAUCCGUUCUAGACUGCUCUACAGCACCGUGUCAUAUCCCCGAAGUAACAGUCGUCCGGACGAUUCAUUUUGAAAAACAGCCAAAGUGGCUCUUAAUAGUCGAGAAGGAGGCGGUAUACCAUACGCUCGUUACGAAUGGCUUUGCUACCAAUUUGCGACUCGGCCCUGGUAUCCUGAUCACUGGGAAAGGCUAUCCAGACCUGAAAACGUUGCGUUUUCUUCGGUAUCUGGCGGAUACGAUGCCAACGCUGAGGAUGUUCGUCUUGGUGGAUGCCGAUCCUCAUGGGAUUGACAUCGCGUCCGUCUAUCAAUUCGGGAGCAUGAAGUCUCAAAAUUCCACGGAAACGAAAGGCCUGGCACUCAAAGAUCGCCUAGUCUGGAUCGGCAUUAAAGCAACUUCCUGGUCAAGCCUCGGUAUCGAGUUUGAUAGAUUGCUCCCAUUAUCGGAGAAGGACAUCGCGUUUGCCUUAUCAAUGCUAAGAUCAAGAGUCGACAUGCCCCGACAUUGGCGGCGCGAACUCUGCUACAUGCUUCAUACACAGCGAAAAGCCGAGAUCCAGAUCCUCACAGAAAGUCUAGCUCAGGGUUCUUGGGCUCUGGAAAACUCUGCUGCUAUCGAAUGCGCAGGGGACCCUCUGCUGGUCAGCCUGCUGCAACGAGAAAUAAGCGCAAGCACGUCCGUCCAGGCAGGAAGUAGCAAUGUCGGGCGUUCGGAAGCAGAUGCCGAUUCGUCAUGACGAAUCCUCAAGGAUCCCCGAU
Molecule: messenger RNA, 1524 nt
Organism: Filobasidium floriforme
Lineage: Eukaryota; Fungi; Basidiomycota; Tremellomycetes; Filobasidiales; Filobasidiaceae
Product: Spo11/DNA topoisomerase VI subunit A
Exons: 16
Coding region: 222-1502 (426 amino acids)
Biological process (GO): reciprocal meiotic recombination; meiotic DNA double-strand break formation; meiotic DNA double-strand break processing
Cellular component (GO): nuclear chromosome
Molecular function (GO): DNA binding; ATP binding; DNA topoisomerase type II (double strand cut, ATP-hydrolyzing) activity
Source: RefSeq, a predicted model, not a curated record